This is a messenger RNA of Capsella rubella, 987 nucleotides long. RefSeq names its product protein LIGHT-DEPENDENT SHORT HYPOCOTYLS 4. The transcript has 2 exons. Gene Ontology annotation, cellular component: nucleus. The coding region runs from base 169 to 762 and encodes 197 amino acids. NCBI's taxonomy places the organism in Eukaryota, Viridiplantae, Streptophyta, Magnoliopsida, Brassicales, Brassicaceae. The record is from RefSeq and is a predicted model, not a curated record. Gene Ontology annotation, biological process: response to light stimulus; mRNA transcription.
UUUAUAUGUUUGCAUUCAACUCAAUCUUUACAGCAAUGACUCCGAUACCCUCUCCUCUUCUUUUUUCCUCCCACCAUCUUCCCUUAUCAACUUAAAGAACUCAUAAAGCUCCUCUCAUAUCUUCAUCAUAACCUAGAUACAAAUCUUGAAUUAUCAGAUCUUGAUAUCAUGGAUCCUAUCCUCGGCUUUAUGGGCGCAACAAACAUAUCACAUAACACAAACCUCAUGAUCGCCGCCGCAGCUGCAGCCACCACCACGACCACCUCCUCAUCUUCCUCCUCUUCCUCCGGUGGCUCCGGGACUAACCAGCUGAGCAGGUACGAGAAUCAGAAGAGAAGAGAUUGGAACACUUUUGGACAGUACCUACGCAACCACCGUCCACCACUUUCUCUCUCUCGUUGCAGUGGUGCUCAUGUUCUUGAAUUCCUCAGGUACCUCGACCAAUUCGGCAAGACCAAGGUUCACACAAACCUAUGUCCGUUCUUUGGACACCCAAACCCACCAGCACCAUGUGCCUGUCCACUCCGACAAGCCUGGGGUAGUCUUGACGCACUCAUUGGUCGUCUUAGAGCUGCUUUCGAAGAGAACGGUGGUUCACCAGAGACGAACCCUUUUGGUGCACGAGCCGUUCGACUCUACCUAAGGGAAGUGCGUGACUCGCAGGCUAAAGCACGUGGGAUCAGCUAUGAAAAGAAGAAGCGGAAGCGACCUCCUCCACCACUACCACCGCCUCAGCCGGUGAUUUCUACUAGCCCUAAUUAGUACGUAGUACUAAGUCAUGAGUAAGAUGUUUCAAUGAAGUACGUUUGUUUUACAACUUUUAUAGUAUUUUGUCAAUGACGAACAUGCACAAGUUGUUUUAAAGCCACAUGCCCUUUUCUUUUCCUAAUCCUUUAUUUGGCAAGCUAAAGAUUUUGUUUAUUUUUCUUGUGUUAAAUAAAUUUGUAAUCCUUUUGCUUUGCCUCACAUAAAAAAUGGAUUAGUAUA